Monascus purpureus is the source of this 510-nucleotide messenger RNA. The record is from the annotation of a GenBank genome assembly. NCBI's taxonomy places the organism in Eukaryota, Fungi, Ascomycota, Eurotiomycetes, Eurotiales, Aspergillaceae.
AUGGUGGUGAAAGGGGUACGCUCAAAAGUCUAUCAGCAAGUCAACCUCGACGACCAUGACAACUCAGAACGCAAAUCCAGAGUACUGGGUCGGACCGAGAACCAGUAUGAUAGGACUUUAAGUCUUUUUGAUGACUUUCUUGAGCUACAUCCCAAAGCCUCAUAUCCGCCCGAUAUACGAACUUACAAAGGAUUUAUGGAAUUUGUGAGCAAAAAUACGCGAGGUCGGCUGGGAGUAUUUCCUACACCUGAAACAAUGGAGGGAUUUCGCCGGCGGUUCGAGUCUGCACUCCGUCUACGUCGCGACUAUGAUAUGCCGAAUCAUAUAUCCACAACAAUCAUGCUUUUCCAGCCACUUCUGCAAAUACAACGUGGACGCCAAAGGAAGCUCGGGGCUCCAUUGGUCGGUUUAGCAGAUCUGUAUAAGAAUUGCCGUAAUAUUCCUAGAUUCGUACGUCGCCAAUAUCGAUGCAGUGCAGCUUGGAGAACCCUUGCUAUGCCGUACCAUUAA